Messenger RNA from Microdochium trichocladiopsis, 1458 nucleotides. Its product is annotated as methyltransferase domain-containing protein. NCBI's taxonomy places the organism in Eukaryota, Fungi, Ascomycota, Sordariomycetes, Xylariales, Microdochiaceae. The record is from RefSeq and is a predicted model, not a curated record. The transcript has a single exon. The coding region runs from base 1 to 1458 and encodes 485 amino acids.
AUGAUCACCCUACCAGGCUCAUACUCCAAUAUUGACACCUACGCAGAAGACCUUUCACGUUUCAUUGACUCGCCCCUGUUUCGUCAGAUCACAGGCGAUAUCCACGUGAACGAUGCGUUGAUCUACAAUGCCUGGGAGGCCCUGCCCGCGGAGUGGACAGCCUGGUGGUCGUCCAUACCUGAUCACCGCCUCGUGCAGCAGGACCUGGUUGACAGCAUCGAGGAGCUAAGCACCAUUUCGCCAACGAAAAAUGAGACCAACAACAACAAUGAGAACCGAAGAGCUCUGAAUCCAUCAGACCGGCCAGAGUCGCUGACGACAUGGCUCAGAACAAUGCAAUCUCUUUCUCUGCCUCGCUCGCAGCGCCCCGGCCCGACUAUCGAUCUUCCUCCUGUCCUCACGGGCCGGAUGAAGACAAAAAAGAUUGCCGAGGUCUCUACCGCUGCAGCGUACAUCCACCACGUCUGUGAGACCAAAAACAUCACCCACAUCAUCGACAUGGGCUCAGGACAAGGCUACCUGUGCGUCUCGCUCGCCUACCUCUUUCCCCAUCUGCGGAUCCUCGCCAUCGACGGCAGCGAGACCCAGCUUGCCGCCUCAAGGGCAGCCGCUGCCAGCCUCGGGGUUCCCGAGCAGAGAAUCCAGCACCUGCGACGCUUCAUCGAGGGCGGCGGCGGGCGCUCGUCGUCGUCGUCGUCGUCGGCAUCGGCCGCAUCGUCUCUGACGGAGGAAAUGGCCGCCUGGGCAGCUGGCGAGAAGUGCAUGCUCGUCGGCCUGCACGCGUGCGGCAACCUGUCGGAGCACAUGCUGCGGUUCUUUGUCGAGGCUCCCUUCAUCACGUGCCUCGGGACCGUCGGGUGCUGCUACAACCACAUCGUCCCGCGCUCGGCGGCCUGCCCUGACGGUUUCCCCAUCAGUGAAAAGAUGAGAGGACAAGGCGUGCAGCUGAGUGCGACGGCGCUCAUGACGGGCUGCCAGGCCCCAAACAACUGGGAGAGGGCGGACCUGAGCGGCGAAAAGGAGUCUUCGUCGGACUAUUCGAAGCGACGGCUGUACCGGGCGGUGCUGGAGAAGAUCCUUUUCGACAAAGGCAUCGAGGUUGGCGGGACGGCGGACAAGAGGCCCGUCUGGGGCGUGCGCAAGGGCGACAUGGACAGCCUGGCCAGCUUUACGCGCAGGGCCGUGUCGUGUCUCGGCAUUGACGGGGUGAGGAUCACCGACGAAGAGCUCGCGGCAUAUGAGGAUCGGUAUCGGGGCCACAGCGGGAGGAUCGCGAUCCUGUGGACGCUCAGUGUCAUGUGCUGCAAGAUUGUCGAGAGCGUGAUUGCUCUCGACCGGUAUUUGUUUCUGACCGAGAAUGGAGGGGAAGAGGUGGAGGUUUUGCCAAUCUUUGACUAUAGGAUAUCGCCGAGGAACUUGAUGCUUAUAGCUUGCAAGAAUAACAAAUCGAAUCGCUAG